Messenger RNA from Talpa occidentalis (Iberian mole), 1906 nucleotides. RefSeq names its product coagulation factor III, tissue factor (gene F3). Bases 183 to 1043 code for a protein of 286 amino acids. Gene Ontology annotation, biological process: blood coagulation. The record is from RefSeq and is a predicted model, not a curated record. Gene Ontology annotation, cellular component: membrane. NCBI's taxonomy places the organism in Eukaryota, Metazoa, Chordata, Mammalia, Eulipotyphla, Talpidae. Gene Ontology annotation, molecular function: protein binding. The transcript has 6 exons.
UCCGGAGGCAGGCGAGGGCGUCGCUUGGGCCCUAUAAAGCGCACGGGGCACCGGCUUCCCCAGACUCGGGUUCUCCGCGCCCCUUCCCACUCCCUCUAAUCUCCCUAGGGCGCCUCUAGCCCAAUCUCCCCAGCUUCUGGGGCGCACCAGAAUCUUUCUGAUAUUACCUCCGGCUCGUGGACAUGGCAACCCGGGUGUCCUGCCUCGAGGUUGCUCGCACGCUCCUGCUCGCUUGGGUCCUGGUCCAGGUCACCGGUGCCGCAGGCACUGAAGACAUAGCGGUAGCAUAUAAUUUAACUUGGAAAUCCACUAAUUUCAAGACAAUUUUGGAGUGGGAACCCAAACCUGUCAAUCACGUGUACACUGUUCAGAUAAGCCGUCCAUUAGGAGACUGGAAAGGCAAAUGCUUCUCUGUGACAGAAACAGAGUGUGACCUUACUGAUGAGAUUGUGCAGGACGUGCAUCAGACAUACUCGGCUCGGGUCCUGUCCCACCAGGUAGACGCCACCUCUUCUACUGGGGAGCCUUUGUUUACCAACGCCCCACAGUUCACACCUUACCUGGAGACCAAGCUUGGACAGCCAAUAAUUCAGAGUUUUGAACAACUUGGUACAAAACUGAACGUGACUGUACAGGAUGCAUAUACCUUAGUCAGGAGGAAGGACAAGUUCCUAAGACUCCGGGAUGUCUUUGGCCAGGACUUAAGUUACACACUUUAUUAUUGGAAAGCCUCAAGUACAGGAAAGAAAACAGCCAAGACAAACACAAAUCAGUUUUUAAUUGAUGUGGACAAAGGAGAAGACUAUUGCUUCCAUGUUCAAGCUGUGAUUCCAUCACGAAGAACUAACCAGAAGAGUCCAGAAAGUGCCAUUGAGUGCACCAACCAGGGGAAAGGUGUGCCCCGAGAAAUGUUCUUUAUCAUUGGCGCUGUGGUGUUCGCGGCCAUCGUCUUCAUCAUCGUCCUGACUGUGUCUCUGCACAAGUGCAAGGAGGCAAAAGCAAAGCGGGGUGGAAAAGAGAACUCCCCUCUCAAUGUUGCAUAAGGAAAAGCGCUGCAGGAGCUGCCAACUACUGCAAAGUUUAUAUUGCACUGUAACCAAGAACUCUUAAAGAGACUAGACUACAUAGAAACACACAGAAGGAUCUAGGAGCCUGGAGUCCCUCGGACUCAAAGAAAGCUCUUUAUAUGAUCUAUUCUCACAUUAGCAUUCUGAUUUCAACAUCAGCACUAGUUAUUUUAAUGUAACAAACGGUACAACCUAUUCCAAGUUUUAACGAUUUUUAUUUUAACACUACAGCACCUGUUGCACAUACCAUGCUUUUGACUGUAUAUUCUGCACUCAAGAAGAAACCAGGUUAUCUGAGCAAAAAAGCAAAUGAAUAAAUGUCUUAAAGAUUCCUGAGUGGACUGAUAGAGAACUUUGAGCAUCUGGCUUCAAGCCAUAUGGGAAAGUAAAAUGGAAAUUGGGUGGACUUUUAUAACUCAUCUGUCCCUUUAUAAUAUGGUAUUUAAUUUCUUCUCUUUUUGGAGUUUUUUUGGGAUCAAAACAUUUGAGAAACUUUUAUAUGAAUGCUUUAAAUACAGAAAUCUUCUAUUUUGGAUACAUCCCUAAUAUGCAUUAGAGUUUAGCACUUUAACUGACUUAAAUACUGUUGAUUAAAUACUUGACAGCUGGCUAUGUUUUUAUAUGACUACUACAAAAACUACAUAGAAUUUAUGAUCUAAGGUACUUAAGACUUCUAUGGUCAACAUUGUAUAUAUUUAUAUAAUUUUUUAAAAAGGUUUUGUAUAUGGGAAUUUUCUAUUUAUAAAGGUAAUAUUGUACUGUUUGUAUAUAUUGAGAUAAUUUAUUUAAUAUACUUUUAUAUAAAUAAAGGUGACUGGGAGUUGUCAUUAUUGUGUUUA